GCAGUCCAGUCCCCCAAGCCUUGUAACAUUUCUAUCAAGUUGAAUCACCCCCCAUAGUAAGCAAUUAAGCGGCCGUUAGUCAUUACCCCAACCUAAUUAUACACUCAAUGAUUUAUAUGCGUCAUCUCUGCGUGCUAGGUGUCAUCAGAAAGGCUAUAACUGUACUAUCUGCCAGUGUUGCUUUCAAUUUGCUUUUUUUAGACCCAGUCUGCAUUCCUUAGUGGUCUUGGCUUUCAUACCUCACUGGGUUAUUACUGCGCUAUUGUGUCAGUUUUAGUACGUGCUUGUGUCGAUGACUUAACUCAGACUUGAAUCCAGAAAUAAUACGGAGUUUAAUUUGAACGCGGAGGAGUUUUUGACAGUAGCAUACAAAAAACAAGCAGAUAUUUUAAGGACAGUAUUUCAGGAUUACCGUGGGUGAACAAUGAGAAGACGCAAGAACAGUCAGCAGCCUAAUCUGAAGUGUGUUCGUGUGAUGGUGAUGGGAAAAGACGGUGUUGGAAAAACAGCUCUUAUCGUAAGAUAUCUGACGAGGCGAUAUAUCCACGAGUACGACAAGACUCUAGAAUCGACCUAUCGACAUCACCUUCAAAUUGAAAACGAAUUUAUCUAUCUAGAUUUAAUGGACACGGCGGGUGAGAACAACCAGUCCAAACUCGAGCGCUGUCUCUCCAACGGCGACAUGUUCCUUCUGCUUUACUCAAUCGUCGACCACGCAUCGUUCGACGAGGUAGCGCGCAUCGCGCGUUACAUCAAAGAUCACAAAUACCAAGAAGCACGCCUAUUGAUCUUAAUAGGAAACAAGCGUGAUUUAGGACACAUACGGAAGGUAGAUGAGACUGAAGGGAGUGCCUUAGCACAGGAACUUGACUGCCCUUUCUAUGAAAUAUCAGUAUCUGAAUGCGACGGCUACAAAGAGGUAUCUGAUAUGGUCUACAUGUGUCUGAAGAAAUAUCUACAAAACGAUAAACAAGACAUGACAAAAGCACGGGUUGCCAGUAGCACCUCUUCACUUAUAAAAAUGAAAGACGGUUGGAUGCGCAAAGCUGGGGCCAUGAGACGCAAAUCGGUUACUACUUUAUAGCAUUAGUGCGCAUGUCAUGUGCAUGAGCUGCGCUGACCAGACAUAUAGAAUUUUAUAUCAAAUACGUUGUCAUCGAGAACAUAAGUAUGUUGAACUGCGGAUUUUAAUUAAUUGUAAAUAUCUUGUUUUAGAAACACAUAAUGUAGGGCUGUYAACUUUCCCGGAUAAACCGGGAGUCUCCAGAUUUUGGACCGUGUCUCCCGGUCUCCAGAUUAGAGUAUCAAAUCUCCCGGAUAAUCCCCGAAGCUGACCAUUUCUUUUCUUGUGAGACUAGAC
Actinia tenebrosa (Australian red waratah sea anemone) is the source of this 1360-nucleotide messenger RNA. RefSeq names its product ras-related and estrogen-regulated growth inhibitor. Gene Ontology annotation, molecular function: GTP binding; GTPase activity. The record is from RefSeq and is a predicted model, not a curated record. Lineage: Eukaryota; Metazoa; Cnidaria; Anthozoa; Actiniaria; Actiniidae.